AUGGUUCUCCUCGUCACCUCUGAUAAUGAGCAGUUCGUUGUCGACAAGGAGGUCGCUGAGCGCAGCGUCCUCAUCAAGAACAUGCUCGAGGACGUCGGUGAGAGCGACCAGCCCAUCCCGCUCCCUAACGUCUCCUCCAGCGUCCUGAAGAAGGUGCUCGAGUACUGCGAGCACCACCGGGGCGAGCCCCUCCCCGCUGCGGACGCUGAGCAGAGCCAGGAUGAGACGCGCAAGCGCACGACCGACAUCAGCGAGUGGGACCAGAAGUUCAUUACGGUCGACCAGGAGAUGCUCUUCGAGAUCAUCCUCGCCGCGAACUACCUGGAUAUCAAGCCCCUCCUCGAUGUCGGCUGCAAGACGGUCGCGAACAUGAUUAAGGGCAAGACUCCUGAGGAGAUCCGGAAGCUCUUCAACAUCGUAAACGACUUCACGCCUGAGGAGGAGGCUCAAAUCAAGAAGGAAAACGAAUGGGCGGAGGACCGGUAA
This is a messenger RNA of Epithele typhae, 486 nucleotides long. Its product is annotated as S-phase kinase-associated protein 1A-like protein. Gene Ontology annotation, biological process: mitotic cell cycle; SCF-dependent proteasomal ubiquitin-dependent protein catabolic process. The record is from RefSeq and is a predicted model, not a curated record. The transcript has 6 exons. Gene Ontology annotation, cellular component: nucleus; cytoplasm. NCBI's taxonomy places the organism in Eukaryota, Fungi, Basidiomycota, Agaricomycetes, Polyporales, Epitheliaceae. Bases 1 to 486 code for a protein of 161 amino acids. Gene Ontology annotation, molecular function: cullin family protein binding.